UACACGCCCAGACGCAUUCUAUUGGCGGAGAUCACCGUUGCCCUGGUUACUGUGGAAACCAGGGCAUGUCGUUGGUAGCAUACACACGGCUGAGCAGUAUCUUAAAGCGGGUUUCAUGGACCAUUUCACAGAGCAGUUGGUGCAACAAGCUAAAAUUAUCGUCAUGGGUGUUCUGGAGAGUGCCAAGGGACAGCUUCAAGAUUUGCAGAUUCAAGAAAGUAGGGAAGAAAUUGAAGAACAGCCUGGUUUCCAAAUCCGUAACAUCCAGUGGGUUACAAAUAAGGACUUCACAAUUGCCAUUGGGGCAAAACAAAUAGAAGAAUAUAUUUCUGUAAGUUUUC
Messenger RNA from Rhincodon typus (whale shark), 341 nucleotides. RefSeq lists its product as uncharacterized. The transcript is spliced from 3 exons. The record is from RefSeq and is a predicted model, not a curated record. Lineage: Eukaryota; Metazoa; Chordata; Chondrichthyes; Orectolobiformes; Rhincodontidae. Bases 66 to 317 code for a protein of 83 amino acids.